Fusarium musae is the source of this 294-nucleotide messenger RNA. RefSeq lists its product as uncharacterized. The transcript is spliced from 2 exons. The record is from RefSeq and is a predicted model, not a curated record. Lineage: Eukaryota; Fungi; Ascomycota; Sordariomycetes; Hypocreales; Nectriaceae. The coding region runs from base 1 to 294 and encodes 97 amino acids.
AUGCCAGCCCUUCCUCCAUCGUCAACAAUACCCUCAGGGUACAAUUUCCUCUCUGUCCGCCAGAACGACGACUCGAGCAGCUCCUUCACCGCUGUGCCAAUAUCCUACAAGAGCACCGAUAACUCCCUCGCUCCCGGUGUCGUCGCCGGUAUCGUCCUCGGCUCCGUCGCUGGCUUUCUUCUCCUGCUGCGGACCUAUGAGUACAGUCACGGGCGAUACGUCGACAUAUCUGAGUUUCCGCAGCAGAAGAGAUCGAAGAACGAGGAACAGAUCGCGGAGCAGGGCAACGUCUAG